This is a messenger RNA of Syzygium oleosum, 2286 nucleotides long. Its product is annotated as splicing factor Cactin. Lineage: Eukaryota; Viridiplantae; Streptophyta; Magnoliopsida; Myrtales; Myrtaceae. The transcript has 13 exons. Gene Ontology annotation, molecular function: protein binding. Gene Ontology annotation, cellular component: spliceosomal complex; cytoplasm. The coding region runs from base 61 to 2067 and encodes 668 amino acids. Gene Ontology annotation, biological process: mRNA cis splicing, via spliceosome. The record is from RefSeq and is a predicted model, not a curated record.
UCUCUGCCGUACGCCUGAACCCCUAAAACUCUACUGCGGGUCUGUUCGCGGGAAGUAGCGAUGGGGUCGGAUAGAAGCAAGAAAGAUGCAUCUUCUUCUUCUGCGGAGAGGAACCGGAAUCGAAAUAGAAGAAGGGCAAGAUCCGACGAUUCGGAGCCCUCGGAGCCCGAAAGCGGUCACUCGUCGCCGUCGCGGAGCUCCGGCAAGCGCCGAGAGAGGAGCAGCAGCAGCAGGAGCAGUCGCCGGAGCCGCCGCAGGAGCUCUAGUCGUCGUGACGACUCAGAUGGCAGCGGUGGCAGCGGAAGCGAGGGGAAGCGCAGCUCGAGGGUUAUUACAGAGGAAGAAAUUGAGGCGUACAAAGCGAAGAGGGCUCAGAACAAGGCGAUGCGUGUUGCGAAGAAGUUGAAGUCACAGUCAGUCGCUGGUUAUUCCAAUGCUUCAAAUCCUUUCGGUGAUUCAAACCUCAACGAGAAGUUUGUAUGGAAAAAGAAGAUUGAGCGUGAUGUCUCCCUGGGUGCAGAUCUUGACACGUUCUCUAUCAAAGCAGAGAAAAAGAGGCAGAAAGAAAGAAUGGCAGAGAUUGAGAAAGUGAAGAAGAGAAGGGAAGAAAGAGCACUUGAAAAGGCUCAGCAUGAGGAGGAAAUGGCAAUGCUAGCCAGAGAGCGUGCUCGAGCAGAGUUUCAAGAUUGGGAGAAGAAAGAAGAGGAGUUUCAUUUUGAUCAAAGCAAAGUCAGGUCAGAGAUCAGAUUGCGUGAAGGGCGUGCAAAAGCAAUUGAUGUUCUAUCAAAGCACCUCAAUGGUUCAGAUGAUCUGGAUAUUGAAUUGAAUGAACCUUACAUGGUCUUCAAGGGCUUAACAGCGAAAGAAAUGGAAGAGCUUCGUGGUGACAUCAAAAUGCAUCUCGAUUUGGAUACAGAGACACCGACACAUGUUGAGUACUGGAAGGCACUUCUAGUGGUUUGCGAUUGGGAGCUGGCAGAAGCUAGGAAAAAGGAUGCACUUGAUCGAGCUAGAGUGCGUGGGGAGGAGCCUCCUGCUGAGUUGCUUGCAGAAGAAAGGGGUAUGCAUUCUAGCAUCGAAGCAGAUGUGAGGGAUUAUCUGCAUAAGAAGACCUACCGAGAAUUGGAGGAUAUACAUGCUGGUGUUGAGACUCAGUUGCGUUCUGGCACAGCUAAGGUCGUGGAGUUUUGGGAGGUUAUCCUCAAACGUAUCCACAUAUACAAGGCAAAGGCUUUUUUGAAAGAAUUUCAUGCGAAAAUGUUGCGCAAGCAUCUUCAACGUCUGGAGCAGCCUGUGGAUGUCGAUGAUAAUCCAGAAACUGCUAAUGUCCUCAGUCCUAUACAAGAAGAUGUGCCUGAUGAUGAAGGAUCAAUGUCCCCAGAACCCUUACCUCAAGAAGAGAUGAUGGAGUCAGAAGAGGAGGCUGGAUCAUUUUCUCCGCAACUGCUGCAUGGUGAAGAAACUGAAGGGGCCAUUGACCCUGAAGAGGACAGGGCUGCAUUGGAACGGAAAAGAAUGGAGGUGCUAGAAGAACAACAAAGACGGAUGCAAGAAGCAAUGGCGUCAAAGCCAGCUCCAUCAGAAGAUAAUUUUGAAAUGAAGGCCAUCAAAGCCAUGGGAGCCAUGGAGGAAGGUGAUGCAGUUUUUGGCACUGGUGCGGAGGUGAAUCUGGACUCACAGGUUUAUUGGUGGCAUGAUAAGUAUCGACCGAGAAAACCAAAAUACUUCAACCGUGUUCACACUGGAUAUGAGUGGAAUAAGUACAAUCAAACACAUUACGAUCACGAUAAUCCACCUCCGAAGAUCGUUCAAGGGUAUAAAUUCAAUAUCUUCUACCCUGACCUUGUCGACAAAAUUAAGGCCCCAACAUACACGAUUGAAAAGGAUGGGAAUAGCUCAGAGACGUGUAUCAUCCGGUUCCACGCCGGGCCCCCAUAUGAGGACAUUGCUUUUAGGAUUGUGAAUAAAGAGUGGGAAUAUUCUCACAAGAAGGGCUUCAAAUGCACUUUUGAAAGAGGGAUUUUGCAUGUUUAUUUCAACUUCAAACGUUACCGCUACCGUCGAUAAACAGUUUUUUCUUUUUCUAUGGAAACCAUAGGCGAACAGCUACUACUUGUUUUGAAUCUUCUUUGACACUGGGAAUUGCCAGUCGGAUGUGGAUUGUAACUUCAAUGCUCAAACUAAUUGUAUGAUGACCAUUUUGGAAGCAAGGAGACCAAAUUUUGUAUAAUGGCAUAUUCACUUAGCAGUCUGGUAAUACUCGCUGAACAGUUAUUUUACUUGCUA